Molecule: messenger RNA, 2365 nt
Organism: Schistocerca gregaria
Lineage: Eukaryota; Metazoa; Arthropoda; Insecta; Orthoptera; Acrididae
Exons: 7
Coding region: 380-1501 (373 amino acids)
Biological process (GO): synapse organization
Cellular component (GO): neuron projection membrane
Source: RefSeq, a predicted model, not a curated record
GCGUCGGCCGGCGUCGCCAGUAGCGCGCGCGACCGCCGUCUGCGCGACGACGCGAGGCGACGCGACGCGACGCGACGCCGGCCGACGCUGCGAUACUGUGUGCGCCGUCGCGGCCGACGCUCUCGCGCUCUGGGCGAUCGCCCGUCGAGGCUCCCCCCGGCGCGUGUGUUCUGCAGGCGGAGCGGCGGACACCUUGCGCCCUCGGAAGGCCGAGGAGGGACGCCGCGGCGGUGGGCGAGUCUCCGACCCUGCGGUCAAGUCGCCGCCGUACUAACCUCAACUGGCGGCGUGACGGCGCGGAGCGGCGGCGGCCCGCGGGCGCAGAUGCGGCCGGGCUGGAGGAUGCGCCCGCGCCCGCCCCGGCCCGGCUAGCCUCACCAUGAGAGCGGCCUGCCGCUGCUGUCUCAUCGCCAUGGCCGCUCACGUCGUCCUAUCCCUCACUCCAGAACCCGGGACCGCCUCCAGCAGCAGCGCGGCCACCACGGCGACGCCCGCCGGCAGCCUGAGCGAGUCGCCGGCCGCCGCAGGCGCGCCGCAGCCCCCGGAGGCGGCGCAGCUGCAGAGCAGCGCCUCCCCCCAGCCGCCGCCCCCGCCCCCGCACGUCGUUCCCGCGGCGCCCACGCCCGGUGCCGCUGGCAGUGGGAGGCGGCCGGGCCACCACACGGUGGCGCCGCUGCUGCUGGCGCACAUCUUCGACACACACUCGCCCGCCAACAAGCACCACCACCACGACCACCGCUGGGGACCGCACUUCGAGGACGACGGCCUCAACGUCACCAACGUCACCGUCCAGGUCGGCGACACCGCCGUCCUCAACUGCAAGAUCAGCCUCUUGCAGGACAAAGUGGUGUCGUGGGUGUUCCGGCAGGAGGGCUCUGAGGACAUGCAGCUGCUGACGGUGGGCCACGCGACGUACAGCGCCGACCAGCGCUACGUUGUCGACUUCCAGUACCCCAACAACUGGCGCCUGCUGGUGCAGCGCGCCGCCAUCCGCGACCAGGGGCUCUACGAGUGCCAGGUGUCGACGCACCCGCCGCGCGCCGCCCAGUCCUACCUCCUGGUCCAGACUCCAGAGGUAAUGAUAGUCGACGAGCAAGGCCAUCAAGUCCACGACAAAUUCUACGAGGCGGAGAGCACGAUCCAGCUUUCAUGCCUCGUGAGGCAUGUUUCCAUGACGUCGUCAGUCGUCACGUGGCUUCAUGGUGACCGCGUCCUAAACUACGACACGACGAGAGGAGGGAUAAGCGUGCGCACGGAUCUGACCAACGAAGGCGCCAACAGCUCGCUGUCUGUGGCCCGCGUCGACAAAGCGGACAGCGGCAACUACACCUGCUCCAUCUCCACCACGGAGUUCGCUACCGUCGCGGUGCACAUCCUCAACGAAAGCCUAGCGGAGCUGCACCUGAGCCACUGUGUGCCGACAACGCCCGCCACCUGCGGCCCGCUGCUGCUGGUGGUAGCCCUGGCCACGCUGUUGGCAGCCCUGCGCGCCGCCAGGUGAGGCCACAACCGCUGGUCUUGUUGCGGACACAUAUCACCCGAGUGCCUCAGUCGCCAGCAGCUCUGCGGCCAUCGACGACGUCUGCGUCGGACCCCACGAGAGUAGCUGACCGCGGAGAACGCUGUGCAUGCAGUGGUGCGCGUCCUCGCCAGGCGUCCAGCGCCCGACCUGUACUGUACCUCCAGCCGGCUGUACACUCCGCUUGGAAUCUGGUGCUACUCUCGAAACAGAGUCCCAUUUGACUUCCUAUCUGGAAGCAAUGCUGCGAAAGACACCAAACGAAAGUGUUCAGUUUGUGACUUCCUAUCAAUGACAGAAUUUAUUUAUUAUAUUUUAAGAGAAUCGCGUACUUCUAGAAGUGUAAAUAUGUUCGUCCAGGCGUUCAGACCCGUUUUCUAACGCCCAGAGAUUGGUAAAGGGCACUGAAUUCUAAAAACUAUCGUUGUUCGUACGACAAUGUGUUUUCCGUUCGGACUAAAACUUUAUUUCCCGUGUUGAUGAUUCGAGAUUGAUUUAUUGUGGUUGUCUUGGAGAUAUAAAAAUUUUAAUCCAGAAUAUUUUUUUCUGGUGAGCUUUCUAGAGAAGAAAUAUACUGUCUAAUAAUGGAUAAAAAACGAAAAAUAUAUAUACAGCGUUUUAAAGGUCUACAGGUUUUUACACAAGACCAAGUUCUCGAUAUUCUAAUUUCAUUCCAUGUAUUACUACUGUCGGUGCAACACAUUUGAAAAUGUGGUAUCAUUGAUGAUAUGAACAACUGUUUGUAUGAAUUGAUUUCUUGGUGAAUUUUUUUGAUAAGAAGAGGGCCAAUUCAAUUGUUUAAUGCGCACAGAGUAAAAAAUACAAUGUGUGUUACUGAUAUGUUAA